UGGAGUCAUAAGUAAAGCGGGCGGCGGCAUUUCCGCUUGAACUGUAUGGAGGGGAGGGGGGUACAACGCGACGGGAGUUGUAGUUUAGGCUGCUGCAAUGGAGACUGUCCUCAAGAAGUCUAGCAGUGGCGGGUGCGGCUCUGAGGUUGCAGAUGAGCGGCCCCCGGCCUUAGUGUCUGCGGUGUUGCCGGCUGGAGGGACGGGGGAACGCAUGGGCGGCAGCACCCCGAAGCAGUUUUGCGAGAUUCUGGGGAGGCCGCUCAUUAGCUAUACGGUGCGGGCGCUGGAAAGAAUCAGUUGGAUAGCUCAUAUUGUCGUGGUGGUAUCUCUAGACAAUGUUGAAAUAAUGAGGUCUAUCGUAAAACAGUAUGGCCACAAACGAACUGUAAUAGUUGAAGGCGGAACAAGUCGUCAUAGAUCAAUCUUCAAUGGACUGGAAAUAUUUGUAAAGAAUUCUCCAAUCCAGAAACCAGAAGUUGUAAUAAUUCAUGAUGCUGUGAGACCAUUUGUUGAGAAGGAUAUUCUUUUUAAAGUGGUUAUGGCUGCCAAGGAACAUGGGGCAGCAGGAGCAAUACGUCCUCUUGUCUCCACUGUUAUUGCUUCCUCUGCAGACGGAUGUUUAGACCAUUCACUAGAUCGUGCCAAGUACAGAGCAAGUGAAAUGCCUCAAGCUUUCUUAUUUGAUAUAAUCCAUCAAGCGUAUCAUCAGUGUAAUGACCAUGACCUGGAUUAUGGAACAGAAUGUUUGCAUCUGGCUCUAAAGUACAGCAAGACAAAUGCUAAACUCAUUGAAGGCCCUCCAGACCUAUGGAAGGUGACCUACAAGCAAGAUCUGUAUGCAGCUGAAUCUUUAAUUAAGGAGUCCCUAUCACAACAUGUUUGUGUUGUCACUUAUCUGGAAGAAAACUCUGUGCAGGCAAGGUUUCUCCAUGAAACACUGAAGAAUCAUGUGAAACAGGUUAAAAGUUUAUCAUCAACUCUAUGUAAAGAUGAUAACCAUCUGCAACAUAUCUUAUUAGGGCAGUGUUACAACUUUAUUUGCAUAAGUGGUACGCUGUCUGGCUUUAAAGAAUCCCAACAGUUAGUAGAAGCACUUGAAAACACAAAUGCUUCUGUCUUAUACCCCAUUGUCCUAAUUUUGAUAUAUUUGGAUAACUUAGAAGACCUACUUUGCAGUAGUGAAAUGUCCAAGCUAGCUGAACUUGCCAAGGAAGUGAAAAAGAAAAAUAUUUUCCUGUAUGGUCUCGUUAUGCAAUACCAACAGACUGAUGUGAAACUUCAAGAGACUGCUGAUUCUGCUGCUGCACUUAUCAUGGCAUUAAUUAGAGACAGAAAUCCUGCAUUCGUUGGCCAGCUUCUAGUAGCAUGACAGAGAAAUGCUCAAUGCUUUGCCAAAGUUUCAAGCAAUAAAAACACAGAAUGUUUAAAGUUGCAAUUACAGCAUUGUACCAAUGUAUUUUGAAUGUCAUUGGAUAUUUAGGAGGGAGCUUUUAUGUAAAUCAGAAGUUAUUGUAAGGUGUAUUAGGCUUGGAUGAAUACUGCCUUGACUGCCUUUGUACAGAGAUUGUGGCUAAAAACAUGGCAUUAUGUUCUAAGGGGCUAUCACCAGAGUGAUUUAUUUCAAAAUGGUAUGGGCGUGGUCCAGCGAAGCACUUUAAGUCAUGUUUCUUCCAGCAUGAGAGAUUUUAAGUGUGUAUCAAACACUCCAAUUUCUAUAUACCUUUUUUCUAUAUGACUCAAUUCAGGAAACAUUUUUAGAGCUGAUACUGAUUCAAGCAAUGUUGCUCUUAAGACCUCUUAGAAAUGACCUUUUAAAAUGGAACAUCACUCCAAAUAUAUUAAUCAGUAUCUGUCCAUUUUGCUGCCCCUAAACCUUGAAGUAUGAAAAAUUCACUAGUAAACAUCUCAGAAUGAUCAUAUACAAGUUUUGUAGGUUACAUUUAUGAAAUGUCAUAUUGAAAGUUGACUAUAGGUGCUAAUCAAGCAACAGACUUCAAACUUACAUAGUCAUUGUUUACCUGAUUCAUUAUCUCAUUGGGUUUCUUUUCUUUAAAAAUUAUAUUUUAUAUCUUUUUAUGCAUGAAGCUGAUCCUCCACUGGAGUUAAUAAGAACAGCUUUAUAGGUUCAAGGUGUACAUUUAAGCCUCUGAACCAGCAAGGAAUUGCUGACUUCAAGAGACAAGAGUAGGGAUGUUUCUAGAGAAAAUGGUGCACGGGGCAAGUUCUAAAGUUGCCCCCUCCCCACGCAAACAGUUCAAGUAAAAGCAAUGCCUGUCGGAAUGGGCCCCUACGUAGGUACUAUUUAACCUCACACACACACAUGUUUGGUGUUGCUGACAGGCCCAACUGGGGCAAAGAGUCCCACUGGUGGUGCCCCCUUCCCAAGCUCUCCUCCUCCUCUACUCCAACCAGGGUGGCUAGCAGUCAGGCUCCCCCUCCCCCCUCUGUAGCUCUGGGUAGCCAAACAUGUUCCUUGCUUGCCUUUCUGCAUCCUCUUCCUUCCCAGCUCUCUCUGUUUCCCACGCAGCCAAGAGGAGAAUGGGUGGGCGGAUUCCUUCCUUCCUUGCUGGUUUGCUCUGGCCAGGCUUCUCUUCCACCCCAUGUUUCACCCUCUCUGGUGCCCUUUCACGUGCCACUCUUAGGAUGCUCUCGGACACAUUGCCCACCUUUGCUCCUGCUGCAAUGGAAGAACAGGCUUCUGGGAGCCCAAGAGGAGGGCUGGGCAGUUUGCAGCCAGGCUGAGUGGGAGAGUGUCUUGCUGCCACCACUGCCCCACUAAGUCCUGCUUGCUCCGGGAGGGGGCAAAUCCACCUUCCACAUGACACUUGAAAGUGGCACCUGAGUCAUCUGCCCCCUCUGAAUAUACCAUGGACAAGAUUACAGUCUUGUCCAGUAGGAGCAGCAGUGGCGUAGGAGGUUAAGAGCUCGUGUAUCUAAUCUGGAGGAACCAGGUUUGAUUCCCAGCUCUGCUGCCUGAGCUGUGGAGGUUUAUCUGGGGAAUUCAGAUUA
Molecule: messenger RNA, 3009 nt
Organism: Sphaerodactylus townsendi
Lineage: Eukaryota; Metazoa; Chordata; Lepidosauria; Squamata; Sphaerodactylidae
Gene: CRPPA
Product: CDP-L-ribitol pyrophosphorylase A
Exons: 10
Coding region: 98-1369 (423 amino acids)
Biological process (GO): protein O-linked glycosylation via mannose; isoprenoid biosynthetic process
Cellular component (GO): cytosol
Molecular function (GO): D-ribitol-5-phosphate cytidylyltransferase activity
Source: RefSeq, a predicted model, not a curated record